GGCGCGGGAGAGGCUCAGAGGCGCUGGCCUCUGCGUGGGGCAGUUGUUGUUUGUUUCUCCACGUGGGAGGAAGGAAGAGGGGAGGCAUUGCUGCUGCUUCUUCUUCCCUCAAGGCGAUAUUUUCCCUGUCAGGUUUGUUGGAUGUGGAUGACUGACCAAGUCGGAAUCUAAUUGUGCACAUUGUGGAUUUGAAAACUGUUCAGAUUUUAUUUCUGAAGGCUACAGAACAGAGUAAAUAAAUUACAAAAAGUAGAACUCUGUAAGUUUCCAUCAUAGUUAUUUCUUAACGUUUUCUGAAGACGGUAAAGCAAUGAAUGAAGAACAGACAGAUGUUACAAAUGGCUGCAGCAAAGUUAGAACGGGUACUCAGAACGAAGCUGCGUUAUUGGCUCUUAUGGAAAAGACUGGUUACAAUAUGGUUCAAGAAAACGGUCAAAGAAAAUUUGGUGGACCUCCACCAGGUUGGGAAGGUCCACCACCACCACGAGGCUGUGAAGUUUUUGUGGGAAAAAUUCCCCGUGAUAUGUAUGAAGAUGAACUAGUUCCUGUUUUUGAAAGAGCUGGGAAGAUCUAUGAAUUCAGGCUGAUGAUGGAAUUUAGUGGCGAGAAUCGUGGAUAUGCAUUUGUAAUGUAUACAACCAAAGAAGAAGCUCAGCUCGCUAUUCGGAUCCUUAAUAAUUAUGAGAUUCGUCCUGGGAAGUUUAUUGGAGUUUGUGUAAGUUUGGACAACUGCAGACUAUUUAUUGGAGCUAUUCCAAAAGAAAAGAAAAAAGAAGAGAUCUUAGAUGAAAUGAAAAAAGUCACCGAAGGUGUAGUGGAUGUUAUUGUGUAUCCAAGUGCAACCGAUAAGACAAAGAAUCGUGGGUUUGCUUUUGUUGAAUAUGAAUCCCACAGAGCUGCAGCUAUGGCAAGAAGGAAACUCAUUCCUGGAACAUUCCAGUUAUGGGGCCAUACUAUUCAGGUAGAUUGGGCAGACCCAGAAAAAGAAGUGGACGAAGAAACAAUGCAGAGGGUUAAAGUAUUAUAUGUUCGAAACCUGAUGAUCUCAACUACAGAAGAAACAAUUAAGGCUGAAUUUAACAAAUUUAAGCCAGGAGCUGUUGAGCGUGUGAAAAAACUUCGAGAUUAUGCUUUUGUUCACUUCUUCAAUCGAGAUGAUGCAGUUGCAGCUAUGUCAGUUAUGAAUGGGAAGUGCAUUGAUGGAGCUAGUAUUGAGGUAACACUAGCCAAGCCAGUAAACAAAGAAAGCACUUGGAGACAGCAUCUUAAUGGUCAAAUUAGUCCCAGUUCUGAAAAUCUUCUUGUCUUUGCAAACAAAGAAGAUGGUCAUCAGAAGUCUCUAGCAAAGCCAGCAAAUCUUCCAAUUCGCCUUAAUGGACAGCAUAGUCCUAGUCCUCCUGAAAUUGAAAGGUGUUCUUACCCAUUUUUCCCAGGAACAAAGCUUACUCCAAUUAGUAUAUUCUCAUUAAAAUCUAGUCAUUUUAGUUCUGCAACAAUGCAGCUAGAUUAUUAUUGCAAUAAAAAUAACUGGGCACCUCCAGAAUAUUACUUGUAUUCAACAACAAGUCAAGAUGGAAAGGUACUACUAGUAUAUAAGAUUGUUAUUCCUACUGUUGCCAAUGGAUCCCAGAGUUAUUUUAUGCCAGACAAACUUUGCACUACAGUAGAAGAUGCAAAAGAGCUGGCUGCACAGUUUGCUUUGCUGCACUUGGAUUACAAUUUCCGCCGAAGUUCAAUAAAUAACAUUUCCCCAGUUAGUGCUACUCUUUCUUCUGGAACCACCAGUGUGCUGUCAUAUACAUCAAGACCAUACUCUUAUCCAAGCUAUCCUUUGUCACCAUCAAUUCCACUUGCUAGUAACAACCAUGUUGGGCAGCGUCUGUAUAUCUCCAAUCAGGGCUCAUUCUUUUAAGGAAAAGAAAAACAUGGAUGAAAAUAGUAUACUCUUAUUUUAAUAUUAUGUAGUUUCAGUUUUAAUUGUGUCCAUGCAAUUGGUUUUGAUGAGUUCAGUAUAUCUAUAUAUUUCAAAUUACAUAUAAAUUAACUGAAUUUGGGUGAAGAUAAAAGUUCCAAAUGUGUUCUAUCUUGGCAAGAAGAAAUGCUUCCUAAAAUAUGGCACAGAAUUUUAUGAUUGUCAAACAAGACAAGAAAACCCAUUUAACAUUUUUAAAGUAAUUACUUUCCUGAAUAGUAGCUUUAAAAUAUUUAAAGUGCAUGCAAUUGUUGGUUCUAAUCUUGUUACCAAGGAUCACCUCUGUUUUUUGGAGAUGAAAAACAAAAUAGUCAAAAUGCAUGUAAUCAAAAAGCAAAGUAUUAUGUAAGAAAGAAAUGAUGCUGAUGAAAGAUUUUUUUAAAGAAUACAAACUUUAUUUAACUCCAGAUUAAUAACCUCUAUACUACUGUGGUCCUUAUAAAUCACUUUGCAUAUUUUAGUUGCAUGACAAAUAUUUGUUUUAUGAUUAGAAUAUAUUAUUUUGUGUUACUUUAUCCAUGUUAACACUGUUAAUCUCUAUUUGUUAAAGGUACUGUUCUGUUUACGUGUUGUCAUGUUU
Sceloporus undulatus (fence lizard) is the source of this 2552-nucleotide messenger RNA. RefSeq names its product RNA binding motif protein 46 (gene RBM46). Lineage: Eukaryota; Metazoa; Chordata; Lepidosauria; Squamata; Phrynosomatidae. Gene Ontology annotation, molecular function: mRNA binding. The transcript is spliced from 6 exons. The coding region runs from base 311 to 1912 and encodes 533 amino acids. The record is from RefSeq and is a predicted model, not a curated record. Gene Ontology annotation, cellular component: nucleus.